Molecule: messenger RNA, 1105 nt
Organism: Galleria mellonella (greater wax moth)
Lineage: Eukaryota; Metazoa; Arthropoda; Insecta; Lepidoptera; Pyralidae
Product: protein ILRUN
Exons: 5
Coding region: 294-944 (216 amino acids)
Molecular function (GO): protein binding
Source: RefSeq, a predicted model, not a curated record
CUUUUGCAAUCUGACUGAUCCUGAUCUGUGGAUGAAAUGAUUUAACCAAAUCGUCAGAAGUUUGUGCUAUUUCUCCAAAAUAUGCUAUUUAUAUGGUUUUUCCUUAAGUAUCGUUAAUCAUAAUUUAAAUUUUAAUAUAUUUAUUUGACUUUUUAUACAUUUUUAAUCUUAUUAGAAUAAAGUGUUGUAUGUUAGAAGUCAGCUGACGAACGUAAACAAAGCAUGUCAAUUUUGUACAUGUUGUGAAAUAUUUUUGGUGUAGUGCUUUGUUAUUUUUUAUUAAAACUAUCAUUAUGGAUAUCGAUGGAUCAUCUAUUCCUGGUGAAAUCGAUCAAAAUCUUCUUUUACAAUUUAGUUGUAUGAACACUACUGAUAGAGAGGAACUUGUAAGCCAAAUGCAAAGACUCUUAGGACCUAGUUUAAACCAUAACACAGCUACCUUCUUCUUGGAUAUGAGUAAUUGGAAUUUACAAGCUGCUAUUUGCUGUUAUUUAGACUACACAUUGCCACCAAAGCUUCCAUCAAUGUCAUUAAAAGCAGCUCAAAGUCAAGAAACUUCCAUAGGUCCUGGUAGCAGUUUUGAACAUUAUUGGAAUAUUGCAAAUACAGGAGCAGAAGCAUGGCCAGGCAGCUGUAGAAUAAUACAAGCAGGUGGUGAACAGUUUGGUGCACCACCAUUUUAUGUGCCUCCUUUACCUCCGGGACAAUCUACUACAGUCACAAUGAAAUUAGUAGCACCAAAUAAUCCGGGAACCCAUAGAGGCUAUUUCCAUUUGGUAACAGAUAAAGGUGACCAGAUAGGGGAUACAUUAUGGGUUGAAAUUAAUGUUGAGUCAGAGAUGACAAUGGCUCUUGUUGAGCAACUUGCUGCCUUGCCCGUCCCUAGUAGUAGAUUGGAAGAUUCCACUUCUCAGAUGCCAUCACAAGACGACCAAAUGUGUUGAUAUAUUUGUCACAAAAACCAUUGACUACAGGUUUAUUAUAAUUUUUACGAGUUUUAUUACAAUUUAACCAUUUGGGAUUUAUUUAUAUAGAUUUAGCAAAUUUAUUUUUCAACAUAUUAUAUUCUGUAGUUUUAAUCUAAUAAAUCUAUGCUCACAUUGUU